Molecule: messenger RNA, 1966 nt
Organism: Amyelois transitella
Lineage: Eukaryota; Metazoa; Arthropoda; Insecta; Lepidoptera; Pyralidae
Product: phenoloxidase-activating factor 2
Exons: 9
Coding region: 174-1373 (399 amino acids)
Biological process (GO): proteolysis
Molecular function (GO): serine-type endopeptidase activity
Source: RefSeq, a predicted model, not a curated record
GUUAAAUAAACCGAAAACCAGUUACCGCCGCGAUGCGAAACGGUACGCGCGCAUUUAUAGAAUUCUAAUUUUGUAAUAAGAAAAAAAAAAUAUGACUUUUUAAUUAUACCAAAUUGUAGGCAGUGAUAUGGUUUUAAUAGUUUUUUUUUAAUUAGAUAUUUUAUUUUUUUAGGAUGCUCCUCUUCCUCAUACCAUUCCUGGCAGCUGCGGCUGGACAGAGCACUAUCGAGCCGUCAGUCCUGAUCGACGUGUUCGGCCCACCCCCCACAGAGCCCACGGUGACCACAUCACCACAAUUUGAAGACAUCACAGUGAAACCGACCGACAAAAACGAGUUUAUCGAUAAAAACGGUCAGAGUUGCAAGUGCGUGCCGUAUUACCUGUGCAAUACCGAGCUGGUGGGAAUCGACGCCAACAACGCCACAGUCACGGGAUGGGGAGAGCUAGACAUUAGAUUUGGAGAGGAUGAGUGCCAAGAGAGCGUGGAGCGAUGCUGUACCAACCCCAAAGACCCUGAAGAUGUGGUGGUCCCGAAGCCAGACCCCACCAGGCUGAGGGGGUGCGGAUAUAGGAACCCAAGGGGAGUCGAUUUCACCAUCAAAGGUGGGAGUGGUGCUGAGGCGGAAUUCGGCGAGUUUCCGUGGGUGGUGGCCCUGCUGGACAACCGUAACCUGUCUUACGCGGGCGUCGGAGUCAUCGUCCACCCACAAGUGGUCAUGACAGGGGCACAUAUAGCCAGCAGGUUUCCCGACCCUGAGACGUUGAAGAUCCGAGCUGGCGAGUGGGACACACAGACAAACAAAGAAAGACUGCCUUAUCAAGAGAGAACUGUCCAAGAAAUUUACAUAAACAGUGGUUUCCACUCCAAAAAUCUGGUGAACAACAUAGCGCUUCUACGCCUGGAGCGGCCUCUGGAGCUAGCUGAACACAUCAACGUGGUGUGCAUGCCGAGACAGGGCGAGAGCUUUGACGAGAGCAAGGGAUGCGUCGCUAACGGGUGGGGGAAGAACCAAUUCGGUCUCAAAGGUCGCUACGCCGUGAUCCUGAAGAAAGUGGAGAUCGACAUGGUGCAGCAUGAGAGAUGCAAUCAGCUGCUGAAGAAGACUCGCCUAGGGUCCAAGUUUAAGCUUCACAGCAGCUUCGUCUGUGCUGGAGGGGAGGAGGGGAAGGACACUUGCCAGGGCGACGGUGGCGCCCCCCUAGCUUGUCCCAUAGGCGGGGACCGCUACAAGCUGUCAGGAUUGGUCUCGUGGGGCAUCGGCUGCGGCGGUAAAGACGUGCCGGCCGUGUAUGCCAACGUUCCCGCCUUCAGACAAUGGGUGGACGACAAAAUGGCCGACUGGGGGUACGACACGAGCGGAUAUAACUUGUGAGAAUGAUAUAUAAAAAAAAAAAUAUUUGUAAUUUUCAUCUUUUGAUUUUAUUGACUUUUCUUUUGUAUUGGAAAGUCGUAUUACUGACUGACUUAUUUCUAUUCUAAAUUUGGAUAAUCGUAAGGUUGACGUUGUUGAGGAAAAUGCUGCAGUUCAGUUUGUUACCGCGUCUUCUGCACUGACGCUUUGGAAGCGGCGGUAAACUUAGUUUUUAAGUUAUAUAUUUGACGUCAACCACAAUGAUGUCUCAUAAUAAUGAAUAAAACUUUUGAAUUUAAUUAACUAGCGACCCGCCCGCGACUUUAUCCGCAUGGAAACCCUAUCAAUCUCGCGGGAACUCCGGGAUAAAAAGUAGCCUAUAUGUUAUUCUGGGUCUUCAGCUACCUACAUACCAAUUUUCAUCGUAAUCGGUUCCAGUAGUUUUUGCGUGAAAGAGUAACAAACAUCCAUACUGGCAUCCUGACAUACAAACUUUCGCAUUUAUAAUAUUAGUAGGAUAGGAUUAUUCGAGUUUUUCUCUGGACAUCCCCACGUAAGCGAAGACGCGCGAAAAAGUGGUGGAAAUGUAAACAAUUCUGAAGUGGGUGGGAAAU